AUGAAACCAGAAACUUUAGUUAUGAAAAUAAUAGAAGCUAUGGAAACGAAUUCGCCGACUCUAAUAACUUACAACGGUAAAAAAGUGCACAUUACCCAAAAGAUUAUCGAUAAAUACAAACAUUGCAAAGUCAGAGACGAUAUAGACUGGGAAAGAAUUGAUGAGAAUUUAACUAAAAAAGGUGGAUUUUUACCUUUCUUACCUAUAAUCUUUGCUGGUUUAGCUGCAGCAGGAGCAACUGCUGGUGGGGCUGCUGGGAUAGCCGAAGCUGUCAACGCAAAGAAAGCAGCUGCAGUAAAAGCAGCUGAAGAACGUAGAUACAAUUUGGCAAUGGAAAGAGAAGCACGAGGAGGUUCGGGAGUAGGAGAUAUUUUAGGGACGGUGAAAGAAUUCGGACAAAGAUUUGGCGAAGAAACCAAGAAAACCGUUAAAGAGGGAUUAAGCAAAUUAAUAAAUAAUAUCGACACCGGAGAAAUGAAGGUCAAACACAAGGGCAACGCCAUAUUUUUUAAAAACAUACGUUCGGACGAGGGAAUCUUUGUUUCAAAGUAUAAAGGCAACGGGGUGAUUUUUGAUUUCGAGUCUCUGUAUAUUUACACGACUACUCCCGAACAAUCCUAUUAUCAGUUUCUCAAAGCUUUGGAAUACAUCUCGAAAGAAGAAGUUCAAGACAUUUUUCACUACUACGAAAGCAACGAAGACUUGCAAGAGAACGCAGAAAUAAAAGACAAUUUAGACGACUUUAUCAAAGAAAAGAAUCCCUCUCUGAAACCGACCGACGUCAAAGUGUUUCUGACUAAAAACGUCAACGAUUUAGACUUGUCUAAAAUCGACAACCACCGAAAGAACUUAAUUGUCUUUGACGACUGCUUAGCACAAAAAAGACAAACCGUUCAACAAGAAUUCUUCACGAAGGGAAGACAUCACAACUGUCAAUGCAUAUAUCAACCCCAAUCUUUCUACGGAAUGGACGCCAUGUUUAUCAGAAAGAACGCAAAUUGUUUUUUGCUGUUUGAACUAAACGACAAAGAUUUAUCUCAAAUCAUUCAGUCGAUAAAUCACGGAAUGGACAGAGAUAAAAAGGAUUGUAAAGCUCAAUGGGGAAACCCGGAUGAUCAUGGAUAUGUAUUUGUAAAUAAUAGAAACCCGCGGGUGAAAGAGUUAUGA
Lottia gigantea (owl limpet) is the source of this 1167-nucleotide messenger RNA. RefSeq lists its product as hypothetical. The transcript has 2 exons. The record is from RefSeq and is a predicted model, not a curated record. Bases 1 to 1167 code for a protein of 388 amino acids. Lineage: Eukaryota; Metazoa; Mollusca; Gastropoda; Lottiidae.